Blepharisma stoltei is the source of this 734-nucleotide messenger RNA. Lineage: Eukaryota; Ciliophora; Heterotrichea; Heterotrichida; Blepharismidae. The record is from the annotation of a GenBank genome assembly.
AUGAUACAAGCAACUGAUAAGGCGUCAAUCAGAAAUGCCGUCAAUAGGUUUGGGCCUGCCCCAGGCGCUCAAGCUAUGCUAAGCCUAGAAAUGCAAGCAGCUCAGCUGGCAAUAGAAAGAGGGCUCUAUAUAACUUGGAGAUCGCCUUCUACAAGGCACGAAUGCACCCGUGUAGGUCCAGGCUGCAAAUGCUUUUGUGGGCACUUUUUUCAAGACCAUGAUAUUAAUAAGAAAACAAACCCUUGUCAAGCUUGUGUUUGUAAAAGAUUUCAGUUUAUUCCACAAAGGCCAGAAGAGGUUGGAGAAUGGUGGUUACCUAGACGUAAAGAAUUCAAUAUAAAUACCUAUCGAGUAUCUCUUUUUCUAAUAAAUAUAAUUAAUUUUAAUAAGAAUUGCCUAGAGCCUAAUUAAUUAAAAAAAGAAUAAAAUGUAAAUGUAACCAUACCCAUGAAGAGCAUAACCCAAAUACUCAGUCCUGUGUAUUGUGCCCCUGCUACAGAUUUGAGUCAAAUUUCUUGUGCUUGGUAUGCGAUAAACACUGAGAAGAGCAUGAAGUCUUUUAUGAGAUGGAGUGGGAAAGGAGAGCUGAAGGGAGAACAACUGGGCAAGAGUUCUUGCCACUAGCCCAGGAUAGAGAUAUACAAGAAGCAGUUUUUAAUAAUCCUAGACCUCCUGUGCAAUUUGUCCGCCCACAGCAGAAAAAAGGCAAAGUAGGAAAAAUAAUGAAAAAAUAA